This is a messenger RNA of Epinephelus lanceolatus (giant grouper), 8893 nucleotides long. Its product is annotated as rho GTPase-activating protein 23-like. The record is from RefSeq and is a predicted model, not a curated record. Gene Ontology annotation, biological process: signal transduction. Gene Ontology annotation, molecular function: protein binding. NCBI's taxonomy places the organism in Eukaryota, Metazoa, Chordata, Actinopteri, Perciformes, Serranidae.
GAGGAGACAGGGAGACCCAGCACAUGCAGAGACAUAGAGAGUGAGAGAAACAUUGCUCACUGCUCUACCAAUGGGCUGGACUGUGUAGCAAAAGGAUGAGAGGAAUGUGACUAUGUGUGAGAGAGAGAGAGACAGAGAGAGAGAGAGAGAGAGCGUGCGGGAUGUCAGCAAAUAUACCCAAGGGAGAGAGAGAGAGAAUGAAAGAGAGAGAAAGGGAGAGGCAUGUCGGGUUUAGAGCAGGGAGGACUAUACUUAGACAGCAAUAAAGAUAGUCAGACACAGCCAAUGCUGUAUUAUAGAGCAUGAAGGGGGACACACUGGAUCUCUUAGCAGCAGCUUGGGAUUGUAUCCAAUUAUAAAAUCUGGUCUGACAACAAACUGCCUUCUCAGCUUAACUGGUCCAGCAACAGAUUCAACUGGUCUGGGAUGGAUUCGCCUCUAAAAUCCAGAGGAGAGCUAAAUUAGAGCCAAAUGGCACAGCAGCAACUAACCACUACUUCAGUGAAAUGAGUGUGGUUUUUCUGACAUUGGGAUGAUACUACUCUAAAAGCUCUGAAGAGGACUAGUUGACAUUUGAGAGUGCUCUCAGUUAAUGCUUCGUCUGUAGUAACUCUGGGACCAGUGCUGUUUCUAAUGCUGUUUCUCACUGAAAAAGCCAGGAUGCUAUUAAAGCCUAAUAAUUCCUCAUCCUGAAUUGUGAACUGGACUAAAUGAAAGUUGCAAGAAGGCAAGAAGAGGUUGAGAGUUGUACGGCUGUUUUGAUGACAGAAAUUCAACUUAAAUUUCAAAGACAAGGACCAAGUCGAAACCAGAUUGGUAAAAAAUGAGGACUAUCUUGAGACAACAUUGUACAAAACUGGAUAUAAUCUGACAAAUGAAGUCUAAUCCAGGAUCAUCAUGGCUUGACCACCAAUGUUUGAGACCCAUGGAACAUGGUCUGAAGAGUUGCCCAAAGAAAGAUAUACAUGAAUAAUGAAGCUCAAGCUAAAUCCAAGUCAAGGAUUACAAAUUUACACAUUCAAGACUUAGUGCUUUGCAUCGUCGGUGCUGAUUGUGACAUCUGAGUGGCUGAUUUAAUGUGUAGAAGUGUGUUUUCCAUUGAUUUACCCACGACUGUCACCUCUGGCCAUAAUGCAUCAAGCAGACAUUGUGCAGAGGUGACCGGGUAUCUCAGUUGUGGGGUCUGAAGCCUUGCAACCCCUGGCGUGUGUUAGUGUGUGUGUUUGCUGCACAGACAGUAGAUGUGCGUGUGAAUGUGGAGGUGCUAUGCUGAGGGUGUCAAGUGUCGCACCAGCUCCGUUGGGCCACGAGUGGCGAUUUCAGUGUUCUGUCGGGGUGGACUGUAGCGAUGCCGAACCUCGCUGUAUCUGGCUGGCAGUGUUAAGGGGGGUUUCACCUCGCACCUCACCCCGCCCAACUCCCAUCGCAUCACCAAGAAGACGGGGCUCACGGAGGGUCAUACAGCGUCAUCGCUUGUCAUGGGCUAAAGGACGGAGAGAUGGCAUGGUGUCGUCCAAUGAGAACAGGCGCCGGCCACUGUCAUCGGGUGAGGUGGAGGGCGUGUCAUGGCAGGGCCCACGGACCAUUUUUGUCCAGAAGAACUCACAGGGAUUCGGCUUUACUCUUCGCCACUUCAUCGUCUACCCACCAGAGUCCUCCCUCCACAGCCUCAAGGAUGAGGAGAACGGAAAUGCAACUGGAAAAGGUUGUCAGCGGUCUCGUUUGGAGCCAAUGGACACCAUCUUUGUGAAGAGUGUCAAAGAAAAUGGCCCCGCGCAACAAGCUGGACUGUGUACAGGGGACAGGCUGGUGAAGGUGAAUGGGGAGAGCAUCCUGGGGAAAACCUACUCUCAGGUGAUUGCACUCAUCCAAAACAGUGAAAACAUUCUGGAGCUCUCCAUUAUGCCCAAAGAUGAGGAUGUGUUGCAGUUGGCGUACUCCCAGGAUGCCUACCUGAAAGGCAAUGAGCCAUAUUCAGGCGAGGCCCAGAACCUCCCUGCGCCGCCGCCUCUCUGUUACCCUUCUCCCAAGCCCAGCUCCACUGCCCCACAGCCCAGCCACAACCUCCACAGUCCCCUGGACAACUGGCAGUGCCGACCUGGCCCUGCCGCCUCUCCACUGGACAACCGCCCCCCUGCUGCUUCUACCCCCACCUCCGGCUGGCCCGGAGGUCCUGAGGAUUCCAGUGGUCACUUUGCCCCGUCAGGGCGGCACAGAGGCCGCUCCUCUUCAGCCAUCAGUGUGCUGGACUUUCACUUUGCUAACCACAAUGCUGCCAUCGCCUCUGCAACGCUGCCUCCACCACGGAAGAGCAGCCUGCCGGCCUCUGCCCGCACUCACGCCGAUGCUCUCUGCCACCAGGCUCUGUCGGACUGGUACUACAGCCAAGCUGAAGCUGCAGAGCACAUGUCCCCCCGCCACCGCAGUAUAUCUCAGGAUUGUUUAGCAGAGCUGGGGCUGGGAUUGGCCCUCGGCCCCGGACCCACACCUGCUUCCACAACCUCUGCUGAGCAACGCAGAAGAGAAACCCUCGUGUGCCACCACCAGGCAGCUGCUGCUUCCCAUGAUUCCUAUUGGCUAGGGGGCUGGGGUGGUGUGUCAGGACCAGGAAGCAGGUCAUGUUCAGAGAGCCUCCUGGCAGCAUACGCAGAGUACGAGCAUAACUAUGGGCGUUCUGUGGAAACACUGGCACAAGCCUCUGCACUGGUGUCGCCACGCUAUGAACACUCUGCACAAGCCUCCCAAAUGGCAAAAUUCAGAGAGCAGAAAGUUUCAACAGGGCAUCAGCACAAAACCACAGUGAUACCCCCCAUCACAGCCUCCUCCACAGUGCCUCCUAGUGGCAGGCAGUCAGGUCAGCAGGUAGCUGAACCCCAAACAAGGCGAGUAAAAGAUGAAGAGCUUGUGGGCUACAAAAGCUACAGCCCUUCUUUCUCUCGCAAAGCUGGCCACCUCCUCCAGCAGGCCCACUCCUUCAGAGAGCCCAGCUACAGCGGCCCUCACCUCAACUGGAGCCCCGGCAGCAGCGGCAGCCCUGCAGACAGUGAGGGGGGGAUGGUACCCAGGCCACAGUCUACCCCCGCCCUGUCUGCAUCAGAGGAGGAAAGAGCCCGACUGGGUGAGGACAGGGAGGUCAUCUCCCCCAUCACCCUGCAUCAAGAGGUGGUCCUUAGGCAGAAGCCACCCUCUGGCCGCCGAACCCCUGUUCAGGCUGUUCGACAUCCCCACUACACCACACCCGCGGAGUCACCAGAGCCCCCUGGUUUGGAACCCACACGAGGGACCCCCUCUCCUGUUGCUGGGGGGCCCGGCCCCAACCGCAGGGCUAAUGGUAGCCUGGCACAGCAUGCAUACAACUCCCUGUCCUCUAUUCCCUUCAUAGAUGAACCCACCAGUCCUAGUAUUGACCUACAGGCCUGCUAUGUACCAGCCCGCUCUGUUGUGUCCAGUUCCCAGGCCUCCACUAUGGCCACCCUCACUUCCACCUGUGUCUCCCCCACCCUCUCCUCCAUCUCCCCCUUUGUCCGACUUCGUUCUCAGGACUGCAGCAGUAUUAAAGGUCGCCGCUCCUCUUACCUGUUGGCCAUCACCACUGAGAGAUCCAAGUCCUGUGACGAGGGUCUUAACACCUUCAGGGAAGAAGGCCGAGUAUUCUCCAAACUACCAAAAAGGGUCAAGAGCUUUUUCACCGAUGGGUCUCUGGAGAGCCUGCGAGCCCAGGAGGAGGCCCGCUCCAAACGCCACUCCACCUCUGAACUGGGAACCAUCACCUUCAGUGAUGUUCGCAAGGAAGGCUGGCUGCACUACAAACAGAUCCUCACAGAGAAGGGAAAGAAAGUAGGGGGUGGCAUGCGACCAUGGAAGCGGGUCUUCUCCGUACUCCGUUUCCAUUCGCUCUUCCUCUACAAGGACAAGCGAGAAGCCGUCCUUCACGGGGCAGGGGCGGGGCCCAGCCAAGACGAGCAUCCUCCAAUCAGCAUCCGCGGCUGCCUGAUCGACAUCGCCUACAGUGAAACCAAGCGUAAGCACACCCUGAGGCUGACCACGCAAGAUUUCUGCGAGUACCUGCUGCAGGCCGAGGACAGGGAUGACAUGCUGGCCUGGAUCAAGGUCAUCAGGGAGAACAGCAAGACCGACAACGAGGAGAUUGGUUUCUCAAGACAAGCUCUCAUCAACAAGAAGCUCAACGACUACAGAAAACACAGUCUGACAGGUAGUAAGCCAGACUCGUCUCCUAGAGCCCAUCGCAUGAUGCCUCCCUUCCUGCUGGCCAAGACUGACAACACCUCAGUGAACCGAGCCCCCAGAACCGAUGACAACAAGGCGCUGUGGGGCAUCAACAUCAUGAAGAAGGCCAAGAAGACAGGCAGUCCGAAGGCUUUUGGUGUGCGACUGGAGGACUGUCAGCCUGCUGUCAACCAUAAAUUUGUCCCUCUGAUCGUGGAGAUGUGCUGUGGUGUGGUGGAGGAGACGGGUUUGGAAUACACUGGCAUCUACCGGGUGCCAGGGAACAACGCUAUGGUGUCCAACCUGCAGGAGCAUCUCAACAAAGGCAUGGACAUCAACACUGCUGAAGAGAGAUGGCAGGACCUGAAUGUAAUCAGUAGCCUGCUCAAAUCGUUCUUCCGAAAACUGCCUGAGCCGCUGUUUACUGAUGACAAAUACAAUGAUUUCAUUGAUGCCAACCGGAUAGAGGACGCAGAGGACAGACUGAAGACCAUGAAGAAACUGAUCCAUGACCUCCCAGAUCACUACUAUCACACCCUAAAGUUCCUGGUGGGUCACCUCAAGAAGGUGGCCGAUCACUCUGAAAAGAAUAAGAUGGAGCCAAGAAACCUGGCUCUGGUGUUUGGUCCCACUCUGGUGAGGACGUCAGAGGACAAUAUGACCGACAUGGUCACCCACAUGCCUGAUCGCUACAAAAUAGUGGAGACACUAAUCCUCCACCAUGACUGGUUCUUCACUAACGGAGAGCUCGAUAAGGAAGAGAAGGCCCCAGAGGAUAAGCGGGACAUGCAGCCUGUGCCCAACAUUGACCAUCUGCUGUCCAACAUCGGUAGGCCAGGCAUGCCAGGAGAGGCAUCAGAUUCCACCACCAGCGAUUCACUUAAGUCAAAGAUUUCUUCGCUUUCCAAGAAGGACCUGAAUGCCAAGGACUUCCUGCCCAUGUCCAUCAUCUCUGCUGUGACCCGCAAACGAAAAAAAUGCCCCAGUACCCACCUGCGGGGCAGCAGCACAGACGAAGACUCCGACCACGAGCCAGUCAAAACCAGCAACUUCAGGGGAGGAGAGGAAGGGGAAGGGGAGGAGGAAGAGGACAGAAGAGAGGAAGAGGCAGUCAAGGAAGAACAUACCAUUCCUAAAAAAGAAAAAAGGGAUGCAAAGGAAAAUAGGAUGAAUGCUAGAGAGACCACAGAGGGAAAAGAGUCCUUGGCUGGAGAGGAAGAGGCUGGAAAGGAUGUGACGAAUGGAACAGGCAGCGGUGCAAAAAAAAUUGAAAGGGAGAGCAGGCGGAGGACAACCUUGCCAGGAAAUGCACCGCAGCGUCCAAGAAGUUUUGUCUGCUCACACCAUCAGAUCCAUUCCACAUACACAAGACCCCCAACAGUGGCUAGUCCUCCCUCCCAUCUCAGGCCUCACAUUCUGGCCAGAGGACACCCCACGCUCCCUUUCUGGAUCUGCCCCACCAGACUUCCCAACCUCUACCAGGCUUCUAGCUUUUAUGGGACCCAGCAGCCAGACUGGAACCAGUCAGCUCCAGUCCGCUACAGGAAGACCAGAGGUGGGAGGACAAGGGCUGUUUCCAUGAAUUUGGAUCUUGAGCUGGGAAGGAGUGAGGACAGAGUCAGAGGAUGGAGAGCAGAGAGGGUGGAGGUGAUCAGAGUCAUUGAGGGAGCACCAGGCCAACAUGGAUGUGUUGGGGUUCCUCAGGGAUCAAUUGUAGGUCCCGGGUCAAUUCAGCAAAUAGGUCCCCUCCCUCAUCUUGCCCAGGAUCCUCUCCCUCUCUCCUCCUCUUCCUCAGGAUGGAUAGAUCAGACAUCCCCAGGAUCUCAAGCUGUGGUCAUGAGAAGAUCAAACCUGGACCCGCGGGACAAGACGAGAGCAUGGCGUCGCCACACAGUGGUGGUUUAACCAGACUUUUUCAUCUACUAAUGCAGUUACAAAGUACCUGCCCUUUACUCACAAACAGUGGAUCACCUGUCACUGCUUCUAAAGCCAAGUGUCUGUCAUGUUGCUUUAGGGAUAUUCGUUGUGACUGUUCCCUCUUGGCUUUUUAAUGGCACUGAAGUUAGAGAUGUGAUCUCAUGGAUAAGGAAUCCUUUGACAUUGUAUGCAGUUGUAGAGUUUCAUUCCAAAAUGAGUAAACCCCCAUUUGAAAAAUGUGAAACUCGCUCUGAAAUUAAUACACAAAUUCUACUAUUCAACUACUUUUGAAGCUAUUUGUCUUUAAUCCUUUACUUACAAAAUAACUGUAGAUGUAUUUAUCCAGGUUGUUUUAUAUUUUGAAAAGAACAUUAGGGCUGAGCACUGCAAAUUGAGAUCCUGGUAUUUCCAGGAAAUUUUCACCAAAAUCUGAUCACCUUUCUCAGGAAAAAUACCCAUGGGAUCCUUUGAUUUUCGCUUACAUGUUUACAUACUACGCUUCUACACAUCUGUUGUACACAUAGUCCGAGCUUGAACUGCAAUCAUUAGGGCAAAGUCAAAAUGAAAUAGGUGGUGCUAGAAGCUUGGUGAGAUGAUGUUUACUUGCAGAGGCAGGUUGGUGAACUACUGUAGCUUGCAAGCUAACAUGCUAACCAGCCAGCAACACUCACACUAGUAUUAGUCACAAUGGAUCUCUGAGCUAGGUAGCUUGCUAAUUGACAGGACACAAAGUUGACAAGUCACACAGUUCGUGGAGCAUUUUCCUCCAGCAGGAGAGGUUGAAUUAAGUGGAUGGUGCAAUGCAGUUAAUAAACUACAGUAGCUUCCAGUGUUCUGGACUUUUCCAACUCUGCAAUACCUCUCUGCUAUUGGUCACGGGUGCAAUUUCAAGUAUUGAAGAUACAAGGAUUUACUUCACCCCAACAAACCACUGAUCACAACAAUUCCACUUAAAUGAAUAGAUUUUGCAAUAAAAUGUUGCCAUUUUUAAAUGUGUUAGUCUGGGAACCAGACAAAUCCGUGAACUCAUGUUUUCAUUUGCUCUGGUAGAUGCGUCUGCUCCCCCUCCACUUCAAACACAUUUCCACCAGACAUGACAGAGAUGACAGACAAACAGUUGUUAAUCUGUUAAGGGGUGUCCUUGAUAAGGUGACGGACAACUUAUGGAAUCUUUUUGCUUAAUGCAAAAUACAUAAAGAUGUUAUUUCUGGCUUGCACAGGAAAGUGAGCAUCAACCUAGCUUAGUAAAGAGGAGUGGUAUAUUUGAUGGUGAAAACAGCAACACUUGUUCACAGACAUAUUGAUGCUAUACCAUCAGAGCUCGUUUCUGCACGCUGUAGUCUGUUCAUUGCUCAGUGCUACAUCACGAUUUACGUCACGACCAUUUACAGCCAUUGAUAACGCCCCCUGGAAAUCGAACAUGAACUGAAAAGUUGCAGACUAAUUUGCAUUUGCAAAUUGAUCUGGUGAUGCCAGGCCAAUAACCUAGUCCUUUAGAGUGUUAUAACUGGAAACACUUUUCACAGUGUGCAGUCAGUGUUUUACAAUACUAUUCUGCAUACAGCCACAAGAUGGUGCCACAGUAAGGAGUUUUCAAAUCCUACACAUGGGCUUAAAUAUGUAUCACUGAAAUAAUGUUUUGGAAUGAAACCCUUCAAUUGUAGAUUUAAAAUAGGAGUUAAAAACAAGAGAAAGCCAUAUCAGACAUUUGAAAUUCAACUCCAGAGCCCGGCUGCUGCUGUUACAACUGACCCUCACCAGCAAAGACUACAGCAGUCAUCAGCCACGUGUUUUUCACUGCAAACCGACUGUGCUGUACGCGCUGGUGUCUUCCCCCACUGUUUUUUAUCCACGUGGGCAAAUAUCGCAUAUGCACUCUCACUUGCCGGCCUAAGUACAGCACAGUACACUAAUUCAGAGGAAACCUCACCUCAGUUUACUUCUCAGCCCUUUACAAGCUCUUCCAAAGCCUCCUGUGGAUCUACAGGGAACUUCAUCGAUCUGUGGGAGCAAAACAACUCACUCUCUCUGGAUGACAUGACUGCCAAAGCUUCCAUGGACUAAACAAAUGCAUGCAUGGGGUCAGUGACAUAUAAAAAUAUGCAAACCCUAAGUGUUCAACACAAGCCUAUUGUGCUUCCCUGUGUGUAUUGUGUAUGUGGGGGGAGGAGUGCCAGAGCUUUGAGGAAGUUAAUGCCUGUUUCAGAGGAGCAAAGUGUUCAAGGCAGCUAUGCGAAGUCAUGCCAAAAUUCUUCUCUUUUCUAUUUGGGUAACUGUACAAUAUCAGCAGUAUGGAGCCAAGACAUGUUCAGCACUUAGUGCAACAGUGAGGCUCAGUUAAUACAUAAUAUCAGUGUUACUAAGAGUAUUGUCAUGGAAGCAGUUGAAAGUGAGUUAAUAACCUCCUUAAAUCCAAAACCACAGAGUCUUACCUGAGUGAUAUAUUUGCAUUUUUCCUUUUCACAUUUUCAGUACUUUUGCUCCCAUUAAAAGUCUGAAAGAGAAAAAAAAUUAAAUGGAGCUGAACCAAACUGUACUGCCAACCACUCUCACCCAACCAGACUCCAUGUUUGUCUUAAUCAUAUCUAGACUCAGUCUGUCCUUCUCUCUAUCUGUGCCCUUGUGCAUGUACUUUAUGUACGUGGGUGACUGUGCGUGGACCAAUUUUAUAACAGUUGUACAAAGCCUUGUUAAGUUAACCUGUGUAUAUAAUUAUUAUACAUAAUAUAUUAAAUUAUUUGUUUUGGAA